UUUGUAGCUUAAACGUUGUAGAAUGUAAUGAGGUUGUGUUGAGAAACGGGGUUGAUCUGAGCUCCCUCACUACACUAAACAUUCAGAGAAUUUCCAGAUUAACUUGUCUAAGGGAAGGAUUUACCCAGUUGUUAGCAGCCCUUCAAAAACUGGUGAUAAGAGGAUGUGGGGAGAUGACAUCUUUGUGGGAGAACAGAUUUGGAUUAGAAUGCCUUCGGGGUCUUGAAAGUAUAGAUAUCUGGCAGUGCCAUGGACUUGUAUCCUUGGAGGAGCAAAGGCUGCCGUGCAAUCUCAAACAUUUGAAAAUAGAAAACUGUGCUAACCUGCAGAGGCUGCCUAAUGGUCUGCAACGUCUCACAUGUCUUGAAGAGUUGUCAUUACAGAGUUGCCCCAAACUGGAGUCAUUUCCAGAGAUGGGCUUGCCACCGAUGCUGAGAAGUCUCGUGCUGCAGAAAUGCAACACUCUGAAGUUACUACCUCAUAAUUACAACUCAGGUUUCCUUGAAUAUUUGGAGAUUGAACACUGCCCAUGCCUCAUUAGCUUUCCAGAAGGUGAGCUGCCUGCCUCACUUAAGCAACUGAAGAUCAAGGAUUGUGCAAAUCUACAGACUCUGCCAGAGGGAAUGAUGCACCACAAUUCUAUGGUUAGCAACAACUCUUGUUGUCUUGAAGUCUUGGAGAUCAGAAAAUGUUCAUCCCUUCCAUCCCUUCCAACAGGCGAGCUACCCUCCACCCUUAAGCGGCUUGAGAUAUGGGACUGCAGGCAAUUUCAACCAAUUUCAGAGAAGAUGCUGCACAGCAAUACUGCACUUGAACAUUUGUCCAUUUCCAAUUAUCCAAACAUGAAAAUCCUUCCAGGAUUCCUCCACAGUCUCACGUAUCUCUAUAUAUAUGGUUGUCAAGGUCUUGUGUCCUUUCCAGAAAGGGGCUUGCCCACUCCCAAUCUCAGAGACCUUUAUAUUAACAACUGUGAGAACCUGAAGUCCCUUCCUCAUCAAAUGCAGAACCUUUUAUCUCUUCAAGAACUGAAUAUUAGGAAUUGUCAGGGCUUGGAGUCAUUUCCAGAAUGCGGUUUGGCCCCCAACCUUACUUCGCUCUCAAUCAGAGAUUGUGUGAAUCUGAAGGUGCCAUUAUCUGAAUGGGGCCUCCACAGGCUCACUUCUCUUUCAUCACUGUACAUUUCCGGUGUAUGUCCAAGUCUGGCAUCUCUUUCAGAUGAUGACUGUCUUCUUCCUACAACUCUGAGCAAACUUUUUAUCAGUAAGCUGGAUUCCCUGGCCUGUCUGGCUCUCAAAAACCUCUCUUCCCUUGAAAGGAUAUCCAUCUACAGAUGCCCUAAGCUCCGGUCCAUUGGGCUGCCUGAAACGCUAUCAAGACUUGAAAUAAGGGAUUGCUAACAACAUCCCAAGAUGAAUUCUGCGCCCUGUAUAAAAAAAGGGAAAAAAACUCACUCAGAUCAAGGAAGCCGUUCAAUGACUCAUUUGUCGUUUGCAUUGUGUUUUUCCCUCCUUCAACAAGGAAGGAAAGAAAUAAAGAAGAAUAGAAACAUAUGAAAUCCAAAAUUUCCGAACAUUAAGCAGCAAAUUCACAUGGUGAUGGUAGGAAGAAAAGAAUGAUGAAGGUGGUCAGUGCUUAUCAGGACUUGUUUUUCUGGUUUCUGCUAUUGUACACAAGCAUGAAUAUGUAUGCUAUUCUCAGUUACAUAUCAUAUACUUCUAUUGAUUUAUUUAUUUUCCAACUUCAAGUAAAGGUUGGUGUAGUGUAGUGUUUAUGACU
Messenger RNA from Vitis vinifera (wine grape), 1776 nucleotides. Its product is annotated as putative disease resistance protein At3g14460. The record is from RefSeq and is a predicted model, not a curated record. Bases 174 to 1397 code for a protein of 407 amino acids. Lineage: Eukaryota; Viridiplantae; Streptophyta; Magnoliopsida; Vitales; Vitaceae. The transcript is spliced from 4 exons.